AUGCAAUCCAAGCUGUACCUCUUUUCAGUGUUUGCCGCAUUCGCUGCGGCAUCCACGACUAACAGCCACCAUCUCCCCAAGCGGCCAAGCAUUAUACCUGCCCCGUAUGACUCUGGAAAACCAAUGCCGUGUUCACCGGCACGAGAACCCAAACGCUUCUGUUUUGUUCAGCCGGGGACAGCCCCAGACCGCGAUGACGCAGCACACAUCCUUGACUCUUUCCACAAGUGUAAUGAUGGCGGUACAGUCGUGCUCGAUCAAUCUUACCUUAUAGGUUCACCUCUUGAUCUGACCUUUCUCAAACACAUUGACGUCGUCAUCACUGGCGAAAUACACUUCGACGCCAGUGACGUCUACUAUUGGGCGGAGAAUAGUUUCAAAUACGACUUUCAGAAUCAGUCUGUAUACUGGAAAUGGGGUGGUGAGGAUGUGAAUAUUUACGGCGACCUGAGCAGGGAGAAGAGCGUUAUCGAUGGACAUGGUCAACCUUAUUGGGAGGAGAUUCAGACCAACAAAAGUUGGUUCAACAUCAUCGCAAACAGUAGCGACAUCCUCAUCAGUAACAUGGAUCUGCGAGCAGAGAGUCUGAACGACGUCGAGAUCGCAAACUCCGAUGGCUGGGAUACUUACCGCUCAGAUCGCGUCGUCAUCCAAGACUCAUACAUCAUCAACACUGAUGACUGCGUUUCGUUCAAACCCAACAGCACCAACGUUGUCAUUCAAGGCCUAGACUGCACGGGUUCCCACGGGAUGAGUGUAGGCUCUCUGGGACAAUACGCUAAUGAGACUGAUAUUGUCGAGAACCUUUACAUCUACAACGUCUCUCUCACAAAUGCUAGCGACAGCGCGCGUAUCAAAGUGUGGCCCGGUAUUCAAACAAGCUUCCAGACGCUGCUGAACGGCGGCGGCGGUCUUGGACGCGUUAGGAAUGUUACAUACGACACAUUUCGUGUUGAUAACAACGACCGCGCGAUUACAAUCACGCAGUGCUAUGGGCAAAAGAACCAAACGCUGUGUUCAGAACAUCCGGCAAAUUUGACCAUCUCCGAUAUUACUAUCAAGAACAUGUAUGGAACUACAUCUGGUAAAGAAGAUCCCGAAGCAGGUACCUUGGUUUGCAGCGCGUCGGAUCGAUGCAGUAACAUACGUGCCGAGAAUAUCACCGUCCAAGUACCUAGCCGAGAGCCGCCGGUUUAUGAAUGCAGAAACGUCGAUCCGAACCUGCUGGAUAUCAGUUGUAUGGCGACCAACGAGACAGAAAGGGACACCACGCAGGGCUGA
This is a messenger RNA of Alternaria arborescens, 1281 nucleotides long. RefSeq names its product putative exopolygalacturonase X. The transcript has 6 exons. Gene Ontology annotation, biological process: carbohydrate metabolic process. Lineage: Eukaryota; Fungi; Ascomycota; Dothideomycetes; Pleosporales; Pleosporaceae. Bases 1 to 1281 code for a protein of 426 amino acids. The record is from RefSeq and is a predicted model, not a curated record. Gene Ontology annotation, molecular function: polygalacturonase activity.